CCACUGGCAACAACACAUCUCGCUGUCCUCGUCAAGCAAACAUGGCAGUCACGGAUUGGUCGCUACUUCCACAAGCAGAAGAGGAUGCGCUUCAUAACGUAUCCCGAUUGCUGGCCGUCGAGGCUCGACCAUACCAGCAAGUCGCGGGGCGCCUCUUGAAGGAGAACUUUUUCGAUUUCGCACGACCGAAGCAGCUACUUUCGCCGCCUCCCGAUGCCUCGGCUGUGGAGGAGGAGGCUGCCGCCAACUUCGUCGAGCGCGAACAACAAUCGCACAAGGUCGCAGUCUGGAGAGACAACAUUAUGAAUGAACUUUCAAUGCUCGACUAUGCGAUCCUGCGUUUUGAGUUCACGACAAACAGCAACCACACCGAGCGCGACCGUUACGCAGUGGAAAAGGACGGCAUCACAGCGAAGCAGCAACACGUUAGAGAUACCAUAGAAGAGUUACGGGUCAAGCUCGUUAAGGCCAAAGACACGCUAGCUGUGCGUAAAACCUACGAUGAGUUGACAGAGAAGAUUACGAGUAGUAAAAUGCUCAAGCCGCGCGACGAACAAAAGCAGGCACAUGAGAGAUUGGACGAGGAGAUUGCAGAUCUGGAGCGCGAAGUUCAGUCCGCGAAGAACACGUGGGAGGAAAGGCGCAUACAAUUUGGUCGCAUUGAAGAGGAGGCUAGGGAGAUGCUGCGCAUGAUCAAGGACGAGAAAGAGGAAGCAGAGCGCAAGGAGGGCAUGAUGAAGGACGGCGAUGAGGAUGGAGAAGGCGAGGGCAGCACAUCUAGGGGAGAUGCUAGUCACGUUGGUACACCAAGGCCGGACGGGGGAAUGACGCCCAUACAUGUCAGCCAGGGCGGGGAUGGAUCGAUGUCACUCAAAGUGCCACCACAAGAUCGACUCAAACCGCUAUCGAGGGAUGUUAGUGUUGCACCAUCUCUGGCACGGUCCCACGACGACACACCAAUGGCAGACUCAGGCGCUGCGUCAGGUGUGCAGGCCGAAGACUCGGACGGCAUAGACGAGGGAGAAGACCUGGAAGAGGGUGAGGAUGACGGCGAGACUUCAGAUAAGAUGGACGAGUCAUGAUCGUUCGCGUUCAUUCUCGUACUUCUUGCAUAGCGCGGUGUUCAGGUGGGCGGUCGUGACUUCAUCAACCAUACUUCAUACCCAGUCUCGUAGACUCUACGAUCCUUCAGCAAUAACCUUUUUUCCAGAUGCAAGAGCUGCCUGUGCCUUCUUGAUCUCCUCUGCGUCACC
This is a messenger RNA of Boeremia exigua, 1253 nucleotides long. RefSeq names its product Tho complex subunit 7-domain-containing protein. Lineage: Eukaryota; Fungi; Ascomycota; Dothideomycetes; Pleosporales; Didymellaceae. Gene Ontology annotation, cellular component: THO complex part of transcription export complex. The coding region runs from base 42 to 1082 and encodes 346 amino acids. The transcript has 2 exons. Gene Ontology annotation, biological process: mRNA processing. The record is from RefSeq and is a predicted model, not a curated record.